CAAUUGUGUUUCAUUUGAUAAGCAGGGUGUCCCUGUGGUUCUUAGUAGCAGCAGCACUGCACACUGGCACCUCUGUCUGUUCGGAGAUUUUGUGUCCAUCUGGUAGCAGCUCUGUAAAGACUGAAUGACAGGUGUUCAGAAUUCGCCACUCUACCAGUACCUGCAGGAUUUGGGACACACAGAUUUUGAAGUAUGCCCGUCGGUGUCACAGGAAGAAGAAGAGUAUGUGUCAGAACAUGGACUCCGAGGACAGGUCUACACAACUGCAAAGCCAAGUAUUUACAAGAGAACAGUGGAAAUAUUGCAAGGCUGGAACCCUUUUAUUUCCGAAAAGAAAAAAGAUGAAAAAGUCCACUUGUUGGAUAUUGGGUUCCGACUGGACGGCCUGCGUUCAAUCCUACUGCAGGAAGUCCUGAUACAGGAGGAUGUAGAGCUGAUUGAGUUGCUUGACCCAGGGAUCCUGUCUGCUGGUCAGACCCAGAAUCAACAGAAAGAACAUCUUCCAACUCUACGCUCCCUAGCAACACCUAAUAUUUGGGAUAUGUCUGUGUUGUUUGCGUUUCUCAGUGCUCUGGCUGCACUGAAAUCAUGGCACUUCUCUUCCUUCUUCAUCUGGGGACCCAGCCUACUUUUCUUUGCCAUUUUUGCCGUCCAGCGAGUGCUGCGAACAUGGAGCGCAAUCAGGCUGCAAGUCAAAUUAAAAAAAUAUUGUGGUCAGCUGGAAAUGACUGUUGCUAACAGCCGGGCCUUCACCAACCUAGUGAGAAAAUCUCUGCGUCUGAUCCAGGAGACAGAAGUUAUUUCUCGAGGAUUCACUCUUUUGCUUGACAGGGUCAGUGCUGCUUGGCCGUAUGAUAAAGUUGGAAAACAUGUAAGCCAGCACCUCCUUGGUUUGCGCAAAGCCGUCUACAAAACAGUCAGAACCAACUUCCGAAUUUCACGUCUUGCUACAUUAUACAUGCUGAAAAAUUAUCCCUUAAACUGUGAGAUAGACAAUGUAACUAACUACAUCUGCGUUGUUCCUUUGAAAGACUUGGGUCUUGGAUUAAGUGAAGAGCAGGUGUCUGAGGAGGAUGCACACAAUCUGACUGAUGGCUUCAGCCUCCCUGCUUUAAAGGUUUUAUUUCAGUUGUGGAUAGGGCAGAGUUCAGAGUUUUUCCGACGCUUAGCCCUACUCCUGUCUCCUGAGAAUGCAUGCCAAGGGUCACUCACUAGCCCAGAGCUGCUUCCACAUUACGUUUGGUGUGACGUGGCACAGGAUCUACCUCAUACUCAGGCUGCCUGCUUAACGGAACUGAAGCGCAGCUACGAGUUUUAUCGUUAUUUUGAAACGCAACACCAGUCCGGCGCUGAGCGUACUAAUAGGAGGAAACGGGAAACUGGGGAGCUGAACAGUCUUCAUGGCGCUGUGCGCAGUCUGCAACUACACUUGAAGGCGCUGCUCAAUGAGGUGAUUAUACUCGAAGAUGAGCUGGAAAAACUUUCCACCUCUAAGGAAACCCAAGUUGUGACUGCUGAAGCUUCCAUUAUCCUUGAAGAAAAGCUAAAGCUGAUACAGCCACAUGUGCAGGCCAGUAACACAUGCUGGGAGGAGGCCUUGUGCCAGGUAGAAAGAUUGGUUCGAAGACCACUGGCAAAGAAAGAUACAACUAAAGCAUCUUGUGAAAAUGUACAUUGGCCUGUGGUGCCCUCUGUACCUCCAGCGCUGCGCAUUGAAGACAAAGAUCCGGUCCCGGAAGAGCAGGAACUAGAGGCCUAUGUUGAAGACAUUGCUCCAGAUGAUGACUUCAGCAGGGAUGAUGUGUAUUUAUUUUCUCCAGAGGAGAGGGAGAGACAGAAGCAUGAGAGGGAGGAGUCUAAGCGGGUACUGCAGGAGCUAAAGGCCGUCCUAGGUUUAAAGGCAUCCGAAGCGGAAAGACAAAAAUGGAAACAGUUGUUGUUUAGUGAUCAUGCUGUACUUAAACCUUUGCCACCUGAUGAGGAAAUGGAUAUUCCCGAGUCACCUCUAGUUCCACAUCCUGAUUUCCCGUAUGAUAGCAAGGCACAGAGCUUUCAUGGAGGUAUCACAAGGGAAAUAAAUGGAACUGAACCCAUUCAUAAAGAAGCCAUCAGUCAUGAGACGCCAGACUUACCUGUUAGUGAUCAUAUUCCAGGUGAAAUGGAAACAUUUCGUCUGCUGGAAAAGCCUGUACCAGCUAGUAGUAAGGAGAAGGUGGAGGCUCCUUGUGCUGCACCUAGGACUGUGUUACCUGCCUCUAUUAAAGAGAGGCUUGCUCGCAUCCAUCAGUCAUCAGAUUUACACUUUGCCUCUGGAUUAGCUGCACAAGUGGCUGCCCGAUCACUCACUUUCACUUUCCUGCAAGAACAGACUUUUGGAGACGAAUGGAACAAUGAUGAGGAUGAGAUGGAGAGUGGUGAUAAUCUUGUGGGGGAUGAAGGACAUGAAGACAAGUGUUCAGAACAUAGAGAAUAACCCAUUUGGGUGAAGGCAGGACAAGCCAUUGAACUCAUGUUGAAGCUCUGUCCAUUAUGUAAGGGCAAACUAGGAUAAACAUUUGCUCCUUAUUUAAAUUGAUUUACCGUCCUCUGUGCCUGGAAAGAUUUUGCAUACAACUCUGCAGUGUCUCAAUGGCUCCUCCAUGUAAUGCAAUUAGGGUCUUACACAGUCCCAGGGACUGCUAUUCAGAGCGGCCCCUGUACCUGGAGAAAACGUAAUACUCCUCACUGAUAGUUAACGCGAUCUACAGUCUGUUAUACUUGUACAAACCAAUGUGACCGCCUAAAUAUCUUUUGGGUUAUUUUAAUAUUUAAGGUUAUUUAUUCAAACGUAUGUUUUGUUUCCAAAUGUUCAUUUUCUGUUCUCUUCAGCUGCCUUGCUUUCUAGACAAACUCAUCCAUUGUUUUAGGACUGCAGACAAACACUCUGUAUGGUAUCAGUGCCACCUUGGCAGUAUUGUCCAGUGUGCACAGGUUAAUGAUGUUGUUCCUUUGUGAUUAUAUUUCUUACAAUAUUCCAGUUACUUAAGCUUAGAAUGGCAUUUUUAUAAUAAAAAGAAAAUAAUUAAAAACAA
This is a messenger RNA of Pseudophryne corroboree (corroboree frog), 3071 nucleotides long. RefSeq names its product vezatin, adherens junctions transmembrane protein (gene VEZT). NCBI's taxonomy places the organism in Eukaryota, Metazoa, Chordata, Amphibia, Anura, Myobatrachidae. Gene Ontology annotation, biological process: cell-cell adhesion. Gene Ontology annotation, molecular function: myosin binding. Gene Ontology annotation, cellular component: plasma membrane. The transcript has 12 exons. Bases 125 to 2473 code for a protein of 782 amino acids. The record is from RefSeq and is a predicted model, not a curated record.